Molecule: messenger RNA, 611 nt
Organism: Suillus bovinus
Lineage: Eukaryota; Fungi; Basidiomycota; Agaricomycetes; Boletales; Suillaceae
Exons: 3
Coding region: 226-489 (87 amino acids)
Source: RefSeq, a predicted model, not a curated record
CGCGUACUUGCUAUUUUCGGAUGAAGGUAACAUCUUCUCUUGGUGAGCAUUUUUUUAUAAGAAGCAAUUGACGAUGUCGCAAUUUUACCAUUCCCUCUCGGUCCCUUGCAUCUCCUGGCUUAUUGAUUAGGUCUCCAUUCCCUUCACUCAUUAAGCGUCAUCUCUCGCUGCUCUUCAAACAUAACCCGCCCGCAUAUACCUCAAUCCAUCUUAUACCCAUCCAACAUGUCCUCAAUAACCCUCCGUAUAGUAUCCCUCUGGGUCAUCCUCUUUUCAAUUUCUGCAAUGGUUGCAGCGUCACCCGCUCCAAUAGAUCCCAAGCUUGCAUCAGUCAUCACGAGCAAUAUGAAUCUGAAUUGUGGCCAGAGCUGUCAGGACUUCAGGGGCACCCAACAACUGAAUAAGAAUUUUGCCUUGGCGUCUGCAUCGAAGUCGAAUCCAUUUGUACUUGGAGCUAUACUGCUAGUUUGUGGCGUUUUGGUAGGAUAAAUGAGGGCAUACCGUUACGAAGUGACUUCCAAGUCGGACCUUGACAUUUUGAUGUAUUAUACUCAGUGCAGUCGAUGUAACAGUAAAGCAUCAGUACUGUUUCUAAUUAUUUGAUCACUUAA